GUUCCAGGUGUGACGAAUGACAAACAGGAAGUUCGUGUUGGAGUGUGGGUAGCGAAGAUUCUAUCAAACAUGUCCAGUGAUGUCAGAUAUUGCGAGAAGUUUUCCUAUGUACUCCUGAAGUUCACGCUUAUUGCCUAUGCUAUGGUCUGGUGGCUAAUAGGAGCCUUUAUCCUGGCCAUCGGCAUCUAUGCAGAGGUGGAGCGUCAGCGCUACAAAACCCUGGAAGGGGUAUUCCUGGCACCAGCCAUCAUCCUCAUCCUCCUGGGCGUGGUCAUGUUCCUGGUCUCCUUCAUUGGCAUGCUGGCUGCCCUCAGAGACAACCUGCUGCUGCUCAAGGUGUUCAUGUACACGCUGACCAUUUGUUUGAUCCUGGAGCUGCUGGGUGGAAUUCUGGCACUGGUGUUCCGAAAUCAGACUGUGAACCUGUUAAACAAGAACAUCCGCAAAGGCAUGUUCAAUUACUACGAUGAUCUGGACUUCAAAAACCUCAUGGACUUUGUGCAGAGGAAGUUCAAGUGCUGCGGCGGGAUGGAGCACAAGGACUGGGAGGUGAACAUGUAUCAUAACUGCAGCGCUCCAGGCCCCCUGGCGUGUGGUGUUCCCCACACCUGCUGCCUCACCAAGCCUAAUGAAGUGGUGAACACAAUGUGUGGAUACAAGGUCUUGAAUAAAGAGAGACUGGACCUGCAGGAUACCAUCUAUAUCAGAGGCUGCACUGAUGCUUUCUUCAUCUGGUUACUAGACAACUACAAAAUCAUGGCUGGGCUGCUGCUGGGAAUUCUACUGCCUCAGUUUUUCGGCGUGAUCGUCAGUUGGCUCUACAUAACGAGAGUGGAGGACGCCAUCAGAGAGUACGGUCACUACCAGGACGGCUUGCUAGAAGACGAACCCCGCACCACCAAGGAGCAUGGCAGGGUAGCCACGUGGUACAACUGUAUGCCAGACAUUGACUGAGUCGGUUGGGAACCUGGCUGCUAAAAACAUAAUAUUGAGAGGUGGAUGUCUUAAUAUAUUUACCCCAAAAGCCACAGAGGUUGGCUGUCUCCAACCCUACCAUACCCCUAAACCACUAUUACUGAAAGGUGCCUUGAAAGGUGUUGCACUGAAUAUCUUCUUUCAUCUAAGAGGGGCUUGAAACCCUUCUGUUGUUCUGAUGUUCUAGUACAGUAUUGUGCCUAUUCUAGUACAGUACUGUGCCUUUUCUAGUAAUGUGCUGUGCCUACCUGUCUACUGUGCCUACUCUAGUACAGUACUGUGCCUACUCUAGUACAGUACUGUGCCUAUUCUAGUAAUGUGCUGUGCCUACCUUUCUACUGUGCCUACUCUAGUACAGUACUAUGUCUACUCUACUAGUGUGCCUAUUCUAGUACAUUACUAUGUCUGCUGUGACUACUAGUACUGUGUCUUCUCGUAUAAUUAAAGCUUAAUAAGAAACA
This is a messenger RNA of Hypomesus transpacificus, 1436 nucleotides long. RefSeq names its product tetraspanin 15 (gene tspan15). Gene Ontology annotation, cellular component: membrane. The transcript has 8 exons. Bases 70 to 954 code for a protein of 294 amino acids. Lineage: Eukaryota; Metazoa; Chordata; Actinopteri; Osmeriformes; Osmeridae. The record is from RefSeq and is a predicted model, not a curated record.